Molecule: messenger RNA, 1182 nt
Organism: Budorcas taxicolor (takin)
Lineage: Eukaryota; Metazoa; Chordata; Mammalia; Artiodactyla; Bovidae
Product: pregnancy-associated glycoprotein 1-like
Exons: 9
Coding region: 1-1182 (393 amino acids)
Biological process (GO): proteolysis
Molecular function (GO): aspartic-type endopeptidase activity
Source: RefSeq, a predicted model, not a curated record
AUGCUAAGAACCCAAAGUUCCCUGAAUACUUGGAGCCAGGAAAGAAGCAUGAAGUGGAUUGUGCUCCUUGGGCUGGUGGCCUUCUCAGAGUGCAUAGUCAAAAUACCUCUAAGGAGAGUGAAGACCAUGAGAAACACCCUCAGGGGAAAAAACAUGCUGAACAAUUACCUGAAGGAGCAUGCUUACAGACUGUCCCAGAUGUCUUUUCGUGGCUCAAAUUUAACUAUUCACCCGCUGAGAAACAUCGAGGAUGUGGUCUACAUGGGUAGCAUCACCAUUGGAACACCCCCUCAGGAAUUCCAGGUUAUCUUUGACACAGGCUCAUCUGACUUGUGGGUGCCCUCUGACUUUUCCGCCAUUCCAGCCUGUUCUAUACACAAUAGGUUCAGAUAUCUUCAGUCUUCUACCUUCCGGAUUACCAAUAAGACCUUCAGCGUCACCUAUGGAUCUGGGAGAAUGAAAGGAGUUGUUGCUCAUGACACAGUUCGGAUUGGGGACCUUGUAAGCACUGACCAGCCGUUCGGUCUAAGCAUGGCGGAAUACGGGUUUGAGGAUAUAACUUUUGAUGGUGUCUUGGGCUUGAACUACCCCAACAUGUCCUCUUCUGGAGCAAUCCCCAUCUUUGACAAGCUGAAGAAUGAAGGCGCCAUUUCUGAGCCUGUUUUUGCCUUCUACUUGAGCAAAGACGAGCAGGAGGGGAGUGUGGUGAUGUUUGGUGGGGUGGACCACCACUACUACAAGGGAGAGCUCAACUGGGUACCAUUGAUCCAAGCAGGUGACUGGAUUGUACACAUGGACCGCAUCUCCAUGAGAAGAAAGGUUAUUGCUUGUUCUGGUGGCUGCGAGGCCAUUGUUGACACCGGGGUAUCAGUGAUCAAAGGCCCAAGAACACUGGUCGAUAACAUACGGAAGCUCAUCGGCGCCACACCAUGGGGUUCCAAGCACUACGUUUCAUGUUUUGUGGACCUGCCUUCUAUUAUUUUCACCAUUAACGGUAUCAACUACCGAGUGCCAGCUCGAGCCUACAUCCUCAAGGAUUAUAGAGGCUGUUAUUUCAUCUUUGAAGAGAUCGCUGUGAGUCCACCUAUAGAGACCUGGAUCCUGGGUGACAUCUUCCUGAGGCUGUAUUUCUCAGUCUAUGAUCGAGGAAAUGACAGGAUUGGCCUGGCAAGGGCAGUGUAA